GUUCUGCUGCACCCAUUCCCAUGUCAUACUUCCCAAUCACUGGCUCCAGAUUGUCUCUUUUGUAAGACUUUCUUUUCGGCCAUGGAUUGAUUAAUUCACCCGAUGGAUGCAUUUCUAACUUUCUUCUUACUUAUUUGGGUUUUGAACUUUUGAUAUGGGAAUUGUAAAAUGAAUUAAACUAUUUAUACCCCAAGAAUUGUAUCCUAAUUUGUACACCGCAAGUUUGCACUUUCACUUUGUGUCAGUGUAAUGCUAGGAUAAUUCACACAGACAUAAAAUAUACCCCAAAUAGCUUCAUCUUUCUAAGGAACAAAUUAAGCUCAUUCUUCGAAAAUGGCGUUGGCUUUCAGCUCAUCCCCCGCACUUCGCGGCGCUUUCUCCGAACGGGCCAAAGCGUCUCCGACGGGAUAUAUUCCGGCGUCGGAUCGUCCGUUUCAUCCGCCGCGGGCGGCGGUUAGCUUUUCCCGAAAGCGCUCUGCUUUGAAGCCAUUGAAUGCCGAGCCGAGCCGUAACGAGGCGGUCGUUGCCUCCGCAGCCACCGUUGCUGCACCUCCUCAGACUGUUGAUGAAGUUGAGACAACAGAGGACUAUGAAGAAUUGGCUGAUCAGCUGGAGAAUGCUUCCCCCCUUGAGAUUAUGGAUAGGGCCCUACAGAAAUUUGGGGACGACAUAGCCAUUGCUUUCAGUGGUGCAGAGGAUGUGGCUCUGAUAGAGUAUGCCCGGCUAACGGGCAGACCAUUCAGAGUGUUCUCCCUCGACACCGGGAGAUUAAACCCCGAGACUUACAAGUUCUUCGACGCAGUCGAGAAACAUUACAACAUCCACAUAGAAUACAUGUUUCCUGAUUCAGCGGAAGUCCAGGCUCUUGUCAGGAGCAAAGGGCUCUUCUCGUUCUACCAGGACGGGCACCAGGAGUGCUGCCGCGUGAGGAAGGUGAAGCCAUUGAGGAGGGCAUUGAAGGGAUUGCGCGCCUGGAUCACCGGCCAACGCAAAGACCAAUCCCCGGGAACAAGAGCCGAUGUCCCGGUCGUCCAGGUUGACCCUUCCUUUGAAGGGUUGGAGGGCGGGCAGGGCAGUUUGGUCAAGUGGAACCCGGUGGCGAACGUGACCGGGAAUGACAUAUGGAACUUCCUCAGAGCCAUGAAUGUGCCCGUGAAUUCCUUGCACUCUCAGGGCUACAUCUCCAUCGGGUGCGAGCCCUGCACCAGGCCUGUCCUUCCCGGUCAGCACGAGCGGGAAGGGAGGUGGUGGUGGGAAGAUGCCAUGGCUAAGGAGUGUGGUUUGCACAAAGGCAACCUAAAGGACAACGGAAGCUUGAACGGGGUCGGGAACGCUAGCGUCCACGGAAACGGGGGCCCACCGGAGGAAAAAGACAUUUUUGACACCAAACACAUCGUGAAGUUGUCCCGGCCCGGAAUAGAGAACAUGUUGAGAAUGGAUGAGAGGAAGGAGCCUUGGCUCGUCGUUCUCUAUGCGCCCUGGUGCAAAUUCUGCCAGGGCAUGGAGGAAUCAUAUGUUGAGUUGGCGGGGAAGCUGGUGCCGCUUGGGGUGAAGGUUGCGAAAUUCAGGGCGGACGGGGAGCAGAAGGAGUUCGCGAAGAAAGAGUUGCGGCUCGGAAGCUUCCCGACAAUACUUUUCUUCCCCAAACAUUCCUCACAAGCUAUAAAGUAUCCAUCGGAGAAGAGGGAUGUGGAGUCCUUAAUGGCUUUUGUGAAUGCCCUGAGAUGAUUUUAGUACUUAUUUGGUGUAAUGUAUAUUUCAUGUACUGCUUGUUUUUAUCUUUCAUUGAUUGAAGAAGCAUCAUAAGGGGAACAUAAAGUGUUUUGAAACAUGGGAACUUUGGGUAUUGAAUCGUGAGAACGUAAAGU
Molecule: messenger RNA, 1868 nt
Organism: Cuscuta campestris
Lineage: Eukaryota; Viridiplantae; Streptophyta; Magnoliopsida; Solanales; Convolvulaceae
Source: the annotation of a GenBank genome assembly